Messenger RNA from Sorghum bicolor (sorghum), 1605 nucleotides. RefSeq names its product protein BIG GRAIN 1. The record is from RefSeq and is a predicted model, not a curated record. The transcript has a single exon. Gene Ontology annotation, biological process: auxin-activated signaling pathway. Lineage: Eukaryota; Viridiplantae; Streptophyta; Magnoliopsida; Poales; Poaceae. The coding region runs from base 254 to 1294 and encodes 346 amino acids.
UAUAUCUUCACGCCGAUCGCUUCGCCCCCUCACCCCUUCCAGCCUUCCUCCCCACUCAGCUUUCCACCACCCUCUCGCCACACCACACUACACAGCGCGCACGCUCGGCUCGAAGCGAGCUCUUCUUCUCCACUUCUCCCCUGUUCCAUGCACCACCGCUCGCUUCCCUCCUAGCUAGACAGGGCUUGCAUUGAGACUGAACGCGCGCUUGUGUUCUUUCUGCGUGUCAAUUGGUUCGUCUGACUCUGCUGGGAUGGAGAGGUGGGGGGACAAGGACAAGCGGGCGGCGGGUGCGGCGCCGGGGAGGGCGAGGCGGUACGCCGACCAGCCGUCCUUCUCGUCCACGCUGCUCGACGCCAUAUACAAGUCCAUGGACGAGCCCGACGAUGGGGUGACAUCAUCCGGCGCCGCCACCGCGGCAGCGACCAAGAAGCAGAACCAUGACCUGCACUACAGCUACUACUACAAGGCGUCGCUGGCGGGGAGCUACCGCGGCAGCAGCAGGGCGGCGGCCCCUGGGCCGCACGCCGCCACCACGUCGAGCUCCUCCGAGUGCUCCAGCUACGGUGGGUUCUCGUCGUCCGAGGCGGAGUCGUCGCAGCACCGGCGCCUGCGGCCCAUACGCACGAGCGCCGCCGCCGGGGCGGCGGCCACCGCGCCCGCGCCCGCGCUGGCGCCGGAGCAGAAGAAGAAGGCCGCCAAGAAGGCCGGCGCCAACAUCCGCGCCAAGCUGAGGGAGCUCCGCAAGCCGGCGUCUCCCGGCGCUUCCCCAGGCGCGCGGCUGGCGGGGUUCCUCAACGCCAUCUUCAACGGCAGGCGCGCGCCGCAGACGCCGCCGUCGGCGUCGGCGUCGCGGGGCGCGGCGGCGGAGUCCGCGUGCUCCACGGCGUCGUCCUACUCGCGCUCCUGCCUCAGCAAGACGCCGUCCACGCGGGGCCAGCCGAAGCGGACCGUGCGGUUCCUGGACAGCGACGACGGCGGCGAGGCGGCGGCGCCCGCCCCGGGCGUCGAGCGCCGGAGGGUGCAGGUCGGGGUGGCGGAGCUGGAGCAGAUGCUGCUCCACCGGAUGGAGAUGGACAGCGACGAGGAGGACGACGAGGAGGACGAGGAGAGCAGCGACGCCAGCUCCGACCUGUUCGACCUCGAGAAUUUCGCGGCCGUUGCCCCCGACGCCGGCGCCGCCGCCGCGGCGUACAGGGACGAGCUGCCAGUGUACGAGACGACGAGGGUGGUGCUGGGCCACCGCGCCAUUGGCCACGGGUACGCGCACGGGAGGAGUACCAGAGUCGUGUGAUCUUGCUGCCGGGAUUCAUCAUUCAUUUCUUUCCGGGUCCGGAGCGCCAGGGGUAACUGUAAAAUGGUGGUGGAGUAACUGUAAAAUACAAGUGAGAGCGGUUGUUUGUGAGGGAAAUGGGAUUAUUGGGGCAACAAGUGUUUGCUACUCGUACUCUCAUCUACUAGCAAGUAGUGAGAUCUUUGGGAGGAUUUCUUGGAUCCUUUUUUUUCCCUCUCUCUCCCUGUCUUUAUUCCCAUCCUUCUCCAUGUCGUUGUGUGUGUGUGUGUGGUUAGUUCUAAUUUUAAUGGAGUAACUCAGCGAUUUGCCAA